Astrephomene gubernaculifera is the source of this 4939-nucleotide messenger RNA. The record is from the annotation of a GenBank genome assembly. NCBI's taxonomy places the organism in Eukaryota, Viridiplantae, Chlorophyta, Chlorophyceae, Chlamydomonadales, Astrephomenaceae.
GUUUUGCAAUUCCCAGACAUUUGCGCUGGCUUAAGGUGUCGUGUUCCAGUUCACAAGUCUACUACUGUCUAGCGAAGUCCGCCCGACUGCACUACGACCUUAGUUUGUGACGUCUUAUUUGUAAGAAUAUAUAUAUCAAAACAGCUGCUUACACCUGAUUCGGAGGCUUAAUGUACGUGUUAGCAUCUGCAGCAACGUGGGAGGCAUAGAGUCGCUAAUGAAGGCGGCUUCUGAACAAUUUCGGGCUUGUAUGGAUCAAAAUAAUGGAGGACUACGAGUACAUCUCCACCGUUGGAGAGGGUGGAUAUGGCCAAGUGUGGCGCUGCCGGGAGAAAUGCUCCGGGAGAGUCGUAGCCAUCAAAGGCUUCAAGCAGGCGCACGAGGAUAAGGAUGUCAUGAGGCUAGCUGUUCGAGAGGCAAAGCUGCUAUUCUCCGUUGACCACCCGAACAUUGUAAAGCUGUUGGCUGCCUUCAAGUCCACAAGCGGCCGAGUCUAUAUGGUGUUCGAGUACGCCGAAUCCAGCAUACGGGCCGAGCUCAAGCGCUUUCCCCAGGGCCUGCCGUCCCGCAAGCUCAAGCUGCUGACAUGGCAACUACUGCACGCGGCAGCCUACCUGCACGACAGCAAGAUCAUGCACCGUGACAUCAAGCCCGCAAACAUCUUGUUAGAUGGCAACGGCAUUGUAAAGCUCUGCGACUUUGGAUUCGCUCGGAAUAUUAACUGCGGCCCAAGGGAUGUUCAUCGCUGCACCUCCUACAUAGUCACCCGUUGGUACAGGGCACCAGAGAUCCUUGUGAAUGAUUACUAUGGCCCAAGCUCAGACGUUUGGAGCAUCGGCUGCACGAUCGCCGAGAUGGCAACCGGCCGGGUGCUCUUUCCAGGCGAGUCCACGGCUGACCAGCUCUGGCUCAUCAUGCGCUGCCUGGGCCCACUGCCCUGGCAGCAGGCGGCUCGCAUGGCUGACGACCCCGAGCUCUGCGUGCUGUCAGCACCGCGGCUGCACAAGACCCUGCGUCAGCGCCUUCCCGAGCUGGAGUCGCAGCUGUUCCAACUGGUGGAGGCGUGUCUGCGGCUGGACCCGCAGAAGCGACCCACGGUUCAGGAGCUGCUGCAGAUGCCGUAUUUUUGGGAUGUGGAACGCAGUAUGAAAGGAACGACACUUGAGUUAUACCUGUUAGGCGUUCAGGCGGGUAAGGACGGUAGCAAAAGCAACACUCAGCGCGGACCAGCAGCCGUCAAGCCAGCCACAGAGCACGUUUUGCGCCAGACCACGCAGUCAUUGGCUGCACCGGAGGAGCUGCAGCACCGAACAUCGGUAACAGGACAGCGCGGCCGUCCCAUUGUAAGGGCAAUAUCAGCUGCCGGCGCCCCUGACGUCAGCAGCAUGGCCGCUGCGUGCAACGCCGCACCCAUGAGCGUCGUAGUGCCCGAUGGAGGCACUUCCCAGGUCUUGCCGUUCUCCAUCCACAGCCACGGUUGCGUCCCUCCCCAAGCGCCUUAUGUGGACGAAAACGUCAGCACGUCGCCCGCGGUAUCUUCGGUUGGGCGUCUUGUGAGGGCUCCCAAGGCGCCUCACAGACAUGAUGCUGAAAGCGAGAACGCUGCAGCCGACGCCGACUCCACAUUGGCAACUGCAGAUGCAAACAGCGUCAUGCCUACCUCUCCGUUCGCAGAUCCCGUGUUGGCGCACGCUGUCUCCGUUAGCCAGACGUCACCCAUUGCCAUCAAAGGAAGGCAACACGAGCAAUCCCUGCCUAGCCGCCCGCCCAGUAGCGUCGUCAGUGAGGCAUGGGAGCACGUAGCCACCCCCACGGGUGCGCCCACCCUAAAGCAGAAGCCUGGAACCUUGCCGCCCCACGUGCGACCCACGGGUCAGCCAGCACUCCUCGCCUUGCAAAGGGACGUCAGCUGGACCACGGGCGCGACUGGCCGGCAGGAUAGCCGGCACAACCUGUUGCGGGCGAGCACUGUCACUGGCACAACCGGUACCACCAGCAAGGGUAAAGCAGAGGUCGAAGGCUUGGGACGUGGCCGUACGGACGGCCCCUCUUUUUUCUUCGGCGGAAAUGCUGGAAGCAAAUCCGCGUCUGGAGGCUUUCCUGCGGGCCGCAGCUUCAAAUCCACUGCCUCCCGACUCUUAAGCUUCUUCAGUGGUGGUCUCUCAAGCUCCGUUCCACACGCCGAAGGUUCAAGCGCGCGGCGCACGGCAGGCGACGGGGUGCCUCAUCAUCUCCUACCUGACAACGUCACAGCAGUCUCAGUACAGGCGUGUGCUGCUGCUGCCAGCACCGCCAUCAGCGGUAUGGCCACACGCGACCUGUGCAGAACGACCUCCCUACGUCCGCAACGCAGAAGUCGCUUGGGAUCAUCAACCGUUACCCCGUCCGCUGACGGAGUUGCCGCCGGUACCCUUCGUGCUGCUCGCUCGGAGUGUCAAACACACGUACUCAGCAACAACGGCUACGAAGUAAUCGAGCCCAGCGGCCUAUCACGCCUUGCAUGUGGGAGCAGACCCACUAGCAGACUUACCAACCCGGUUGCCUUCUCUACACCGGGAUUCGCAGCGCCAGAGUCAUUCCAGCAGCAGGAGGUUCUGCUGGCAAGUGGUUGGAGCAAGACUGGCGGCUGCACGGAUGAUGCCGUGCCCCAUGUUGCUGAUGAGGGCGGGAACAAAAUCGUCCGCGGCUUCGCCCGCCCAAUCAGCAUCGUCGCGGGCGGCAGCGCAGGCAACUUGGAACGCAGCACCCACGGAGCUGGACAGGAGCUCAACGUAUCGCAGUCCGUGUCCGUCCACAUGUCCAGGCUCCUGAACCCGGCACGCACAUCUGGCAGGAGCACGACGGCCCUGAUACCGUAUGCCUCCCCCGUUGCAUCAGCAUCUCAGCAUGCCUCGCCUCGUGGUGUGAUUCGGCGGGCUACAACACCGAACGCCUUGUUGCUUUCCGUGGACGACGUGAUGGUUGCAGCUACUGCGUCUAACUCUCACACGGCGUCAAGGUCGGCACUUGGAACCUUUGCAUGGUUUGCGCAGCCUGAGGACGCAACACCACCGCCACAGGCUGUCGUGGACUGUUCACAGCGGCAAGCUGCUCAGAUGCAUGCAGACGGUUCUGAGAAGGGCCGCCAUCACUUUGGUAAUGGAUGGAGGAAGGGCAAAGGCGCUUCCAAGGGCAUGUUCUCUAAGCUGGUAAGGGCGCUAAAGCAGGCUGUUGCUAAAAUUGCUGCAAAGUGAAACGUUCAUGUGCUGGGUUUUUGAGUAGAGAGAGCGUGCCAUGCACAAGGGGGCAGCUGAAUGCGUAUUAAGCGAUGCAUUGCCGGAGGGUCGGUGUCGAGGGAACGAACCGUACAUGACAUGAGAGCUGGCCGUGUUUAUGUUGUUGUGAAGACGGCGGGCAGCAGUGAAAGGUGGUGGCAAAUGCUCUGCACCGUCCCGUUAAAUGGCAAGUGUCCUGCACCGUGCCGUUUAAGCUUGCAUUUCAUGCACCGCAUGUGGUUGACUUGCAGACAUAAACAGCGCAUAGCAUUACAUGUGUGCUGCGCUUGGUGGGGUUGCUAUGUGUGGGCAGCAGGUUUGGAUUGUAUUAGCUCUGAUAAAGGAGUCCUGAUAGACAGGUCGAUCCAGGCAUGCCUAACAUUUGGGUGAAUCCGGAGAGAGCGAAUUACAUGAGAGGUGUCGGACAAGCUAUACAAGAAGGUAACCGUCCUAGGAGUCAGUCCAUGACGAAUUGCCCUAUGCGCCUGGUUGUUAUGGUAUAUAGUUAUUUUAGGGCUCUCAUAUCUGUGGGGCGGGUGUGGUUGCUUACUUGGCAGUUCAAAUGAUGCGAACCAUGGCGAACCCAGAGAACCUGCUGCUGAGAGCAAGCGAAGAACGAGAGACAGAUGAACCUAUCUAUUCUUGAGUGUCGAGGUAGUGUAUGCUUGUGCCGAUCGUCGGAGAGAUCAUGAUGCGCAUAGAAGCAUGGCGUGCAUUGCCGUCGUGUGUGCAAGGCAACCAAGUAUAUGUGGGUGAUAAUGAUUGAAUGAUAGUGCCUUAUCAUGUACUACUGCUCGAUCUCGGCCAUGUUCGGGAGACGGACGGAACGAAAUUGCAACUGGAAUGGGACUGGUGGGCCACAGGUCAGGCCGGGUAUUUUUCGCUUGGUGUCAGCCGGCAUCGUUUCCAGGUGGACAUGUGUUAAAAUAACUGUGGUGGACAUGUGUGUGUGCUUUCAACUGAAUGAACAGUUGUUUAGAUUAUACGGCAGACCAUCCUGACGUGGUGCCUUGCUUGGAGGCGGUACCGGAGUAUGAAGCAUUAGACGAAAGUGUUCGUUCAUGCGACUGGGUUUUUAUUCUUUAGCACGCUGUCUUCACUGUCACAAACAUACUUAGAAGCACGGCAGCGUCACGCUGAGUGCAACGCUACAUGGGUGCUGAGUAUGGGAGGAAGAAAUUUAAACGGGCUACCAGGGGGCUACAACAACUAUUCGUGCCAAACCGGUACGAACAUGACGCUGCACCCUCAACAGACUGGCAGUGCAAUGUAUGUCUUAGCGUGUGCCAGGCACAUGCACAGUAAAUAAUAGCCUUUCAUUUUGGCCUAUAGACUUAGUCGUAGUGCGUGGUUUGUGCUUUAGGGUGCCCUAGGCGAUGGGGCAUUCAGCCACCCUGCCCAUCCUCUUGUGCAGCGGUUCAGCCGUUCGUCUCUUUGGGGCUUUGAUACUGCUCAAGUUUUUUGCUUCGUUGCCUUCACUGCUUUCGCAGUCCUAAAUUGUUUUAUGGCCUGUCAUGUGUAGCGUAUCUUGUUUGAGGUAUGCUGUGUUCCCUUUGCCAAGGCUCAGGAGAACAGGGAACAUGCGUUAGACGCACUGGGUGUACUUCACUGGGGUAUCACAGUAUCAGUAUUAUUGUGCAACGGUGAAGGCUUCAUUGGAGUCGCUGGCGGGCCAUAGCUGCACC